Messenger RNA from Coffea arabica (coffee), 2719 nucleotides. The record is from RefSeq and is a predicted model, not a curated record. Lineage: Eukaryota; Viridiplantae; Streptophyta; Magnoliopsida; Gentianales; Rubiaceae.
UCCCGUGGCAUCGCUCGCUUUACUUGGAAGAAUUGGAGCAAAUUAUUUCGCCGCUCUCUGCUGUUCCUUUCGUCUCUCUCACUCUAAAAUACUUUGGCGCUUAAAAUAAUUGAUAUAGUAAUAGUAGUAGGAGUAGACAUCAGCGGAGGAAAAUCCAGGGCUUUUUGUUCAUUUUUGCAGCUAAAUAUGUAGGCUCUUCUGUGUCAUUUUGUUAUAUCCUCUCAUAGCAUUAUUAUUUUUCUCCACGAACAUAUACAUACGGCAUGCUAUCAGCUUGAGCUACAACCUUGUAUUUCCAAAAUUCAGUGCAGGUAACUGAAAUGUGAUUCUUGCAACUGUAACUGGAGUCAUCUUUAGUGGUGGAAGUUAGGUGUUGUUGCAUUGGAAGCGCAGAAAAUGGAAAAUUACGAGAUACUGGAGCAGAUUGGUAAAGGUUCCUUUGGUUCGGCUUUACUCGUGAGGCAUAAACUUGAAAAAAAAAGGUAUGUCUUAAAAAAGAUACGUCUUGCUCGCCAAACCGACAGAACGCGCAGGUCUGCCCACCAGGAGGUCAGUCAACGAAUACAAAAAGCUCCAACUCUACUUAUGGCACCUCAGAUGGAGCUUCUUUCUAGAGCACGAAACCCAUUUAUCGUCGAGUACAAAGAUUCCUGGGUAGAAAAGGGUUGUUACGUGUGCAUUGUUAUAGGAUAUUGUGAAGGAGGAGACAUGGCGGAGGCUAUUAAGAAGGCAAAUGGUGUUCAUUUUCCCAAGGAGAAGCUUUGCAGAUGGCUCGUUCAAUUGCUGAUGGCACUUGAUUACUUGCAUAGUAAUUAUAUUCUUCACCGCGAUGUCAAGUGCUCAAAUAUUUUUUUGACCAAAGAUCAAGACAUUCGUCUAGGUGAUUUUGGUCUUGCUAAAGUAUUGACUUCUGAUGAUCUUGCUUCCUCAGUCGUUGGCACUCCGAGCUACAUGUGCCCAGAGCUUCUUGCAGAUAUACCUUAUGGAUCCAAGUCUGAUAUCUGGUCUUUGGGAUGCUGCAUGUAUGAAAUGACUGCGUACAAGCCUGCAUUUAAAGCUUUUGACAUGCAAGGCUUGAUUAAUAAAAUAAACAAAUCUAUUGUCGCACCGCUUCCUACUAUGUAUUCUGGUGCAUUUCGCGGCGUAAUUAAGAGCAUGCUGAGAAAAAACCCAGAACUCAGACCUAGUGCUGCAGAUUUGCUCAGACACCCACAUCUUCAGCCAUAUGUCCUAAAGAUCCAUCUGAAAUCUAAUUGUCCUAGACGACACACCAUUCCAGUUGAAUGGCCCAGUUCCAACCUUUUGACAAAGACCAGAUUUUUGGAGCCUGAACCUGUUCCUCCAUUUUCUGAUAAGGAAAGAAGGCAAUCUUUUGGCAAUAACAGAGCCCUGAAUCCUAGUAUUUCUGGAACUGAGAUGGACUCUCCUCGUUCCUCUGAAAAAGUCAAAUAUUUUACGAGCCAUAUGGAGAAGAAAUUCUCAUGCUUGUCUAUUGGUAGUACCAGUGAUGAUUUCGGGGUUAAGAAGGCCUUGCCUAUGCCCUCAAAGGUUUCAACUGCUGUCAAAACACCCAAAUUGACUUCAGCAAAAGUCUCUUCCACUCCUAGGAUACAUACAGUUCCAUCCAAGAUACCCAAUCCUGGUUCAACUCGUGAGUUGCUUCCUGUAUCACAUGCCCCAACAAAUAAACCAUCUAGAUCAGCACGUAGAGUGUCUCUUCCAAUUUCAUCGAGAGCUGUAAAGUUGGAGGCACCUUAUAUACCCAACACUCGCCUCCAAAACAGUCUGGACUCACUGGAUGUUUCAGUUAAUGCUCCACGUAUUGACAGAAUGGUAGAAUUUCCCUUGAUUUCCUCUGAGGAUAAUCUAUUCCCCAUCCGCAGAUGUUCAUCUACAUCUGCUCAGUGUUCUCCUGCCUCACCAUAUAGUCGCGACCUUUCAAUCACCAAAGACAAAUGCACAAUCCAAAUACUUGGCCCAACACUUUCAGCGGCACCACGAAUUGCCGAGCCUACUCUUGGAGUUCAACAAUAUGGAAGUGAAUGUUCGGAGCAUAAUGAAGCAACUGUUGCUUCAAGCCGAUCGUCUUCAGAUUCUCGGCAGCGUAGGUUUGACACAUCAUCAUUCCAGCAAAGAGCUGAAGCAUUGGAAGGAUUGCUCGAGUUUAGUGCACAAUUAAUGCAGCAAGAACGCUUCGAAGAACUUGCAGUGUUACUGAAGCCAUUUGGACCAGAGAAGGUUUCUCCUAGAGAAACUGCUAUUUGGUUGACAAAGAGCUUCAAGGGGAACGUUGCCUGAUAGCAGGCAACUCUAGUCUCUGGCUGAUGGGAUAUUAGAGUUUAGAUGCACGUUUCCUCAAUCCUCAAUGAACAGCCAGCUUGUUCGUGACAAGUAGUUGGAGAAAUUUUACUCUUAUGCUGUUUUCUGCAACUCUCCUCCUUGAUUGACUUGUUACAUGUAACAUUCUGAUGGUAAAGUCGUCUUGAUUGUCAGAAUGGUGCUAGUUUGGCGGUCUAGGUUUCCACCCGUUCUUCUUGAAGAAUGCAAGGGGGAAUCUAGACUUUACUCGUCAAUGGGGAGCGAUUUUCGGAAACUUGUACACACACAUGUUUCGAUCGCAUUCUCGGUUACUGAUGCAAGUGUAAGCCCGUUUUGUGUGUUUAUUAUAAAGCCAAUAUCGAGUCUCUCUAUAUUCACAGCUCUAUCGUUAUUGGGUCUC